GUGGUGAAGCCAGGCUCGGAGAAUUAAGAAACUUUCACAAAGACACUGUCAUGGAUUAAACAUCUGUCAACUUGGCUAGGUCCUGGUUCCCAGUAUUGUAUGGUUGUCUACCAUUUUGUCAGCUGAUGUGAUUUCCCUACGCGUUGUAACUCCUAUCACUGUGAUGUUAAUGAGAUGGAUUAGCAGCAGUUAUAUUGAUGAGAUCUAUAAGAUUAGAUAGUGUCUUAAGCCAAUCUCUUUUGAGAUAAAAGAGAGAAGCAAGCAGAGAGACAUGUGGACCUCAUACCACCAAGAAAGCAAUACCAGGAGCAGAGCAUGUCUGUUGGACCUGAGGUUCCUGUUCAAAGAAGCUCCUAGAUCACAGGAAGAUUGGUGAUCAAAGACCUUCCUCCAGAGUUGACUAGAGAGGAGAAAGUCUUCCCCUGGAGCUGGCACCCUGAAUUUGAACUUCAAGCCUACUGGACUGUAAGAGAAUAAAUGUCUGUUUGUUAAAGCCAGCCACUUGUAGUAUUUCUGUUAUAGCAGCGCUAGAUAACUAAGACAGACACAUAGCAGAUCACAAAGCUGGGGUUUUAAGCACAGGUCUGGAAGAAGACAAAGCCUGCAUGCUUAACCCCUACUCUGUCCAGCUUCCGAUACCCACGCUUAGGGCCACUCCGCCCCCAUGGGCAGGCUGAACAGCUGACCCUGGCCAGAAUGUGGACCAGUCCUGAUCCAAUCAAGGGCUAUGCUUCUGUCUCAGCCCUAUGACACAUAUGAUGCCUUGAGCCAGGUCCAGAACUUGGGUCCCUGACUCAUCUCCUGUGUUCCUGACCAGAUCCUUUCAUUGAACCUGCAAUCCUAUGUUACCUUGGCUGGGCCACCAUCUGCUGCCAGCCUGACUUGAUGUCUGCCUGCUUGGGACCUAAUCUGAUCCCCACCACACACACACAUCUGCAGGAUGUCCUGCCCUGGAAAGGGAAAUCAUUGACCCUGAACAGGAAUUGAGAGCUUCAACUUAAAAAAUAUGAGAUGCUGAGAAUAGAAGAACUGCCUAGCUGCAAGUGUCAGAGACUCGUGGUCCAAAUACAAGGAGAGAGGCAGGGCUGGGCAAGGGCUUUUCCAGAUUGAGCUGAUGGUGUGCCCUGAUAGAGCUUGAGUUGUCUCAGCUUUGAAAGGCCAGUUCCUAGCCACAUACACCCUUCCCCAGUCUAGCACUAGGUAUUGGUGCUGACCGUGGUCCUGGCAAGAAUCUGGUGCUUCCCUAGUCCCUCAGGUUAGCUAGAGUGAGGAUGGGAGGGUCAUGGGGGAUCUGAAAGAGUGAGGACUCUCACAACUGAAGGUCUUGAUUUAUUCCUAGGGAAGAAGAGGGGAGAAGAAGUGUGCAUUGAGGAGGGUGAAUAUUUGGAACAGCUACUACGGAGAGUUUACUAGGGAACACUCAGGAAUUCAGAAAAGGAUUUCCCAGAAGCUGUGAGGUCUCAGUCAAUGUUAGACAUCAGGAGUUUGUCAGUGUCCAGUCAUGCUUCCAGGUCUGGGGCUUUCCCCAGCAAUGCUCACCAUCAUAUCCAGGGACACUGAGAUUCCAAGAGGCCUGAGGUCUUCAGCACAGUGACUGGCACAUAUACGGUGGUUGACUGAAUGCAUGCACAAGUUAACGGCAGGGUUCAGUGGAAUGAUAGAGGGGAAAGAUCUCUGUGCCCAAAUGUGAGGAAGUGGGUAUCACUGACCUCUUAGUUAGCAAAGGGAAAAGGAAGGACCCUGGACUUGGGAGAUGGGCAGUGCAGCAACGUUCCUUCCAUCAGCUGGUGACCUGAUAAACUACCUGUGGUACAUCCAUGCAGUGACUAUUACUCAGCAAUAAAAAGCAAUUAAUUACUGAGAAGUACAACUUCAUCCAUGUUGAAUGCAUUAUGAUAAGUGAAAGAAGCCAGGUUCAAAAGGCUAGAUGCUGUAUGAUUCUAUUUAUAUGACCUUCUAGAAAAGCCAAAGCUAUAGGAACAGAAGUCAGAUUGGUAGUUGCCAGAGCCUGAAUUGGAGAGGAGGAUAUUGACUAAAAGGAGCACAAGGGAACCACUUGGGCUGAUGGAAAUGUUGCUACACAGACGUAUGAGUUUAUCAAAUAUCAUAAAACUGGACAUCUACAAGGGAUGAAUUUUUCUGAAUAAACCCGAUGUUUCUUAAAAGAAAAAAAAAAGACCACGGAAGAGCACCUGUAGAGUGAUCCUCAGGUGGCCCCAGGCCCCUCAUUCUCCAGACUCAUAAGUCAAGGCUGGGCAGUUGGUAUUAUAAGUGAAGAACUGUCUUAUGUUCACCAUUAAUUCCCCAUCUCCAAAGACACUGUCCACAUGGUAGAUGCACAGUAAAUAUGAGUAAAUAAAUGAAUAAAAGAACAAAUAAGUGAAUGCUUGGAGGAGACUAACCAAACCAAACCAGUCGCCUUUGAGUCAACACCAACUCACGGUGACCCCACGCAUGUCAGAGUACAGCUGUGCUCCAUAGGGUUUUCGGUGGCUAAUUUUUUGAAAGCAGAUUUCCAAGCCUUUCUUCCUAGGUGCCUCUGGGUGCACUCAAACCUCCAAGCUUCCAGUUAGCAGCUGAUCGCAUUAACUGUUUGCACUACCCAAAGUAGACACCGAUAAUCUGCAGGACUCUGCAGAAUCCUUCAGCCUCUCCUGCUACUACCCCCAGCACAACUCACUUCCCUGACUCUCAGAAUUUCUUCAAACCUCCACCCUUCAGCAGCCCUGGUGAUGCAAUGGUUAAGAGCCCAGCCACUAACCAAAAGGUUGGCAGUUCGAAUCCACCAGCCACUCCUUGGAGAUCCUAUGGGGCAGUUCCACUCUGUCCUGCAGGGUCACUAUAAGUCAGAAUCAACUGAUGGCAAAAGGCUUUUGUUUUUCUCCACCGCCCACCCACUGCACCCCAACUCACUGGGGUCAUGUCACACCUCUGUGCCUUUACACCUGAGGAUCCCUGUGCUGCAUCACCUUUCACAGGGACCCCUACCUGUGAAAAAAACACACCCUCCACCCAGAACUCCAGGAAAUAUUCUUUCCUGUCCUGUUCCAUAAGAUGGUUGGGAGCUGAAGGUGUUUGUGUGCACAAAAGUAAUGCCAGUGCACGUAUGUGUUCACAAGAGGUGAACAACUGUUCAAAGAAGGCUAAACCGUGGGCAGGAAAUUCCAGGUGGGGGGAGAAAACUCUCCCUCAUAACAGCAGAUUUUCCCUGCUAAGAUAAUAAAUAGUAAUAGUUAAUAUUUGUUGAGUGCUAACUGUGAGUCAGGUCCUUUUCUAAAGCAGUUUACCUGUAGAAAUUAAUUUGAUUUUCCCAAUAACUCUAAACACUAUCAGUUCCCCACUUUAUAGGUAUGGGAAGGAGACCCAGAGGGGUUGUUGGCUUGUGUUUACACACGCAGGAAGUGAGCAAGGAAGGAUUGAAAGCCAGGCAGUCUGGCUCCAAGGUCAUGCUCUUAACUGUUGCCACAUUAAGAGGUGUGGUGUCCAGGGGGACAGAGUAGAGGGGCUGGGUAAAGGGCUUGACCUCAGAGACAGCCGCUGCUCUCCAUCCUGCGUAAGGCUGGAACUAGAGGACGGCUCAGUGGCUGCAGGAGGGUGUGAACGCAGCAGUGAGGCUUGUGUCCCUGGACUAGGCUCUGCAGGAAGACCAAGGGCCUUGGACCCUGACCAGCCCCAGUCUGGGGGGCCCACUCGGGUUGGCACGGAAGGAUGUUUGAGGGAAAACAAGAUCUUGCACAAGGCACCCCGCAUCUGCCCUCGCCCAGAGAAGAACGACAUGGAACCUCUCCGGCUGCUCCUUCUGCUUUCUGUCACAGGACUGUCCCGAGCCCACAACACCACGGUGUUCCAGGGUGUGGAGGGCCAGCCCCUGCAGGUCUCCUGCCCCUACGACUCCUCGAAGCACUGGGGGAGGCGCAAGGCCUGGUGCCGACAGCUGGGUGAGGAGGGCCCUUGCCAGCGGGUUGUCAGCACUCACCGCUCAUGGCUGCUGUCCUUCCUGAAGAGGCAGAAUGGGAGCACAGCCAUUACAGAUGAUAUCCUGGGUGGCACACUCACCAUUACGCUGCGGAACCUUCAAGCCCAUGAUGCUGGGCUCUACCAGUGCCAGAGCCUCCGUGGCAGUGAGGCCGACAUCCUCAGCAAGGUCCUGGUGGAGGUGCUGGCUGACCCUCUUGACCCCUGGGUCCCCAAGGAAUCGGAGAGCUUUGAGGAGGCCCAAGUGGAGCACAGCAUCUCCAGGAGCUUCUCUGAAGAGGACACUCCCUUCUCACGCACUUCCAUCCUUCUCCUCCUGGCCUGCAUCUUUCUCAGUAAGCUUCUAGUAGCUGGCGUCCUCUGGGUUGCAGCCUGGCGUGGGUGGAAUCUGAGGACACCCCUAGCCAGUGGGCUCAACCAUGACCAUGACCCAGGGUACCAACUCCAAACCCUGACAGGGCUGAGAGACCCCUGAGAAGACAGGAGUCCAGAUGGGAGGAGAGCCCUAGGAGAAGUCCAGCCAGGGAUCAGCCCAUCUGUACACUCACCCCCUCAGCCACCAAGACUUUUGGUUCUGCCCUGGCAAGAGACCACCCUGACUGCACCCUGCUUCCCUGGAUCCCUGGGAGCAGGGACUUCUUGGGGAGAGGAGUGUGAAGGACAUUGGACAUUAAACACUCUCACAAAUCAA
This is a messenger RNA of Loxodonta africana (African savanna elephant), 4666 nucleotides long. It is a transcript of the gene TREM2, whose product is annotated as triggering receptor expressed on myeloid cells 2. The transcript is spliced from 6 exons. Gene Ontology annotation, cellular component: plasma membrane. Gene Ontology annotation, biological process: regulation of peptidyl-tyrosine phosphorylation; positive regulation of phagocytosis, engulfment; positive regulation of microglial cell activation. The record is from RefSeq and is a predicted model, not a curated record. Bases 3776 to 4450 code for a protein of 224 amino acids. Gene Ontology annotation, molecular function: transmembrane signaling receptor activity. NCBI's taxonomy places the organism in Eukaryota, Metazoa, Chordata, Mammalia, Proboscidea, Elephantidae.